Rhagoletis zephyria (snowberry fruit fly) is the source of this 533-nucleotide messenger RNA. Its product is annotated as swi5-dependent recombination DNA repair protein 1 homolog. Lineage: Eukaryota; Metazoa; Arthropoda; Insecta; Diptera; Tephritidae. The record is from RefSeq and is a predicted model, not a curated record.
CGCCACGUCAAGCGCGCCAGCAAGAGCGCUAUCCGGCGCCGCCAACAGCGCAACACCAAGCGCACCCGCAAGAGCGCUACCCGUCGCCGUCAGCAGCGCCACGUCAAGCGCGCCAGCAAGAGCGCUAUCCGGCGCCGCCAACAGCGCAACACCAAGCGCACCCGCAAGAGCGCUACCCGUCGCCGUCAGCAGCGCCACGUCAAGCGCGCCAGCAAGAGCGCUAUCCGGCGCCGCCAACAGCGCAACACCAAGCGCACCCGCAAGAGCGCUACCCGUCGCCGUCAGCAGCGCCACGUCAAGCGCGCCAGCAAGAGCGCUAUCCGUCGCCGUCAGCAGCGCACGACAGGCGUACCGAGGCUAGCAGCGCGCCAUUCAACGGCGUCAACAGACCGCUGCUCACCAGAAUUGAAGCCACGCCACUACCACCUAACGAGCCCAUAACGGGACAGGAAGCCGUUACCCAACCACUGCAAGUGACGCCAGCAAGUUUUGUUAUUUGUUAUAUGUUCUUUAUAGAAAUUAAGAAAAUGAAA